This is a messenger RNA of Bombyx mandarina (wild silkworm), 1637 nucleotides long. RefSeq names its product Mitochondrial calcium uptake 1 (gene MICU1). Gene Ontology annotation, cellular component: uniplex complex. Gene Ontology annotation, molecular function: calcium ion binding. Lineage: Eukaryota; Metazoa; Arthropoda; Insecta; Lepidoptera; Bombycidae. The record is from RefSeq and is a predicted model, not a curated record. Gene Ontology annotation, biological process: mitochondrial calcium ion homeostasis; calcium import into the mitochondrion.
CCUUGUUGUAUUUUCUAAAUACCCUACCCACCUUAAAAAUUAUUUUUGAUCUCCUUCCUAAAUGUUCGAUGGUUUAAAAAUAGAACCGAGAUGUUAACUUUAAGCACAAGUGUUGUUAAGAUAUCAGGACAAUUGACAACAUUAAGGAAAAUUACAGUAUUAGGAAGUAAUAAAAUUAUUCCUAAAGCUUUUAAUAAUUCCACUAAGCGCAACUUUAACUAUCAAAAUAAUGUUGACUACAAAACGAGGAAGAAUCCCUUUUGGCUCUAUUCGCUGUUAACGGGAGCAACCGCUUAUGUUACUUACAAAUUCUGGAUAAAUUACAACGUAAUUCCGUCAAUAGUUGCUGCUGAAGAAAUAUCACAACAAUCCAAUUCUGAUAGUGAUGUUGAAACAAAGAAAAAAAGAUACAGAAAGGAGAAAGUUGGCUUUAGAGAUCGUAAGAUCAUAGAGUAUGAAAAUCGAAUGAGGUCUUAUUCAACUCCUGAUAAAAUAUUUAGAUACUUUGCUACUGUAAAAUUGACUCAUGGGGAUCAUACAGAAAUUCUCAUGACACCUGAUGAUUUUUUACGAGCUAUUACUCCUGGCAUGAAGCAACCAGAUGGUUUGGGCUUAGAUCAGUACCGUAGAUAUGACCCAAAGAGCAUCACUCAACGUUUGAAUCUCGACCUAGAUGAAGAUUCAAUUUUCUACAAACUUGGAUCAUCAGGCCUCAUUACUUUCAGUGACUACAUCUUUUUGCUUACCGUGCUAUCAACAUCACGUCGCCAUUUCGAGAUCGCGUUUCGAAUGUUCGACCUGAACGGGGACGGAGAUGUGGACUGCGAGGAGUUCGAGAAGGUGGCCGCACUGAUCCGACAGCAGAGUAGCAUCGGUUCCAGGCACAGAGACCACGCUAAUACCGGAAACACUUUUAAGGGCAUAAACUCGGCUCUGACAACUUAUUUCUUCGGUUCUAAACUCGACGAAAAAUUGACUAUAGAAAAAUUCCUGGACUUCCAGCAUCAACUGCAAAAAGAGAUAUUGUCUCUUGAAUUCCAGAGGAAACAACCCGAUGAAGUUGGUCACAUCACCGAAGCGGAUUUCGCAGAGCUGCUACUGGCGUAUGCCGGGUACCCUGCUAAGAAGAAGGCUAGAAUGUUGAAACGCGUUAAAAAAACUUUCCGCGACCACGGCGUGGGCAUCACGAAGGACGACUACCUCAAGUUCUUCCACUUCCUGAACAACAUUAACGACGUCGACACGGCGCUGACGUUCUACCACAUCGCGGGCGCGUCCAUCGACCAGCCCACGCUGCGCCACGUGGCGCGAACGGUCGCGCACGUCGACCUCGACCCGCACGUCAUCAAUGUAGUCUUCACUAUUUUCGAUGAAAAUAUGGACGGACAGCUGAGCAACCGAGAAUUUGUGGCAGUGAUGAAGAACAGGCUGCUCCGAGGUCUGGAGAAACCGAAGGACACAGGUUUCGUAAAACUAAUGUAUUCGCUUAUAAAAUGCGCCAGAGAUACGAAACCAGCAAUCUUAGAUUUUUAAACCGACGAAACGAAAUUACGUAAAGAAACAAAAACCGUUAAUUUUACAUUAUAAAUAAAGGAUGAAAGGGGAUAUGAUACAAUUUGGUAUUUUUUCUUUGUACA